This is a messenger RNA of Echinostoma caproni, 483 nucleotides long. The record is from the annotation of a GenBank genome assembly. Lineage: Eukaryota; Metazoa; Platyhelminthes; Trematoda; Plagiorchiida; Echinostomatidae.
AUGCACAUUGUGCGACCGAUAGUCGAGGCUUUGAUACGCUCUCGGGGACUGGGUCCUUGCGCGUCGUCAAACUACUGUUCUGUUUCGUUUGCAGACGAGAAACUGUUACGAGCUUUCAGUACGGACUCAAUGAUCGGGUUUUCCGUGUUGCACGGUCCGUCUGCUCCGGGACGAGCUGUGCCAGCAGAUGAUACAGAUCGGCAAACGGUAUCCUCAUUGGAAGGAAGCGUUACUGCUGCAUCAGUUGAUCAUAAUCGUUCUCUGAUCCCCUCCGCCCGUUUGAGUCACGGCAGCGGAGACCUUGCAGAUCAUACGGUUCUUUCUGUUCCACUCAACGGUUUUCCUGGGGACAAUGUGUCCCCCCCGGAGGAGGCGGAUGAGACUGCAAUGCUAGCCACUUUGGAACCAAGAAACCUGUUGGCAGAUCUUUUGGAAUAUUGUUCCAUUGUGAUGCAAGAUGUGAAAAGUGCUGCUCCGAGGUAA